AUGGAGGAAUUGAGUGCGGAAUGUGAUUGUAGUGAUGACAGCAAGAUUUUAACGGAAGUAGAUAGUAAUAAGAUCAAAGUUAUCGAAACUAGAAAAUCAGAAAGCACAUAUCUAAGAGAAGAAGAUGUACCUGGAGCAAUUUUACCUCGAAAAAUACCAGAAGAAUGUACCGUAAAACAGCUGCAGCGAUGGCUCCUUUGCCGUGGAGCUAAAACAACUGGGAAGAAAAUGCAGCUUGUUCAAAGGUAGGAGAACUUAAGGGCCAUUUGAAAACUUCUUAUUACUGCCCCUGUUCUUUUCGUUCGUUAUUAAGCCAUGAUAUUCCAAGAAUAUCGCCUGUACCUACUUUGGUAUUUUUUUUUUUCGUUUUAGAGUAAAGGACUAUAUUGCUGGUGGACUAAGCUCUAAGAUUAAGGACCCUGAUGGUGGAAUUCAUUUAGCGAAAGCUAAAGCUAGCCUGGGACUCAUGGAGGAAAUUAACGCCAAGAAACUCAAAGAAAACUUUCCAGUAGAUGGCUUUACAGAAGAUUUAAAUAUUCUACCUGCCAUAUCAUUUGGUACAAUAUGGAGGUAUAUGAUUGAAGAAAGUGAUGCUAAGAAGCAAUUAUCCACUGCUAAACCUCUCGUCAAGGGAUACAACUUUUUAAAUCUGGCCAUGUCCUUAGCAUUAAAUGCAGGAGUCUGA
This is a messenger RNA of Porites lobata, 685 nucleotides long. NCBI's taxonomy places the organism in Eukaryota, Metazoa, Cnidaria, Anthozoa, Scleractinia, Poritidae. The record is from the annotation of a GenBank genome assembly.